Messenger RNA from Helianthus annuus (common sunflower), 805 nucleotides. RefSeq names its product transmembrane protein 205. Bases 57 to 683 code for a protein of 208 amino acids. The record is from RefSeq and is a predicted model, not a curated record. Lineage: Eukaryota; Viridiplantae; Streptophyta; Magnoliopsida; Asterales; Asteraceae. The transcript has 3 exons.
UUUACAUUUCUUCUUCAAACAAUUCAUUUCCUCCAUCCAUCCAUCCAUCCAUCAUCAUGGCUUGGUUGACAAGAUUUCUCACCGCGAUCUCCUUCUUAGCAAUCGGAGUCAUCUUUUCACCGGAAACCUUCGGAUCAAAUUCCGCAAAGAUCACAACCUUCGUCAAACUCGCACACCUCUUAUGCUUCUCCACCGCUUGGGGCGCAGCCCUCUGGGUCACCUUCAUCGGCGGCAUCAUCAUGUUCAAGAAUCUGCCGAGACAUCAGUUUGGGAAUCUUCAAAGCAAAAUGUUUCCGGCGUACUUUAUGAUGGUCGGCAUAUGUUGUGCGGUGUCGGUGGGGUGUUUUGGGUAUACACAUCCGUGGAAGUCUUCAUCAACUGCUGAGAAGUAUCAGUUAGGGUUUUUGGUGGCUGCUUUUGUGUUUAAUCUCACCAAUCUUUUUGUCUUCACCCCCAUGACCAUUGAGAUGAUGAAGCAAAGGCACAAGGUGGAAAGGGAGGCGAACAUAGGUGAAGAAACCGGGUGGACAAAGAACCAGGAGGUUGCAAAGGUGAACCCGAAGCUAGCCGCAAUGAACAAGAAGUUCGGGAUGAUUCAUGGACUGUCUUCUCUAGCCAAUAUAAUGUCUUUUGGCAGUCUUGCGAUGCAUUCAUGGUACUUAGCUGGCAAAAUUGAUCUCUAGAUCCAUCCUGUUUCAUAUGGCUUGUAUGUUGAUUAUGACCGUAUUGUAUCAUUUUCCUUUACGUAAAAGGAUGAUCAAGCUUAGCUUUGAAUAAUACAAACCACAUGCCAGAUUUCCGCGCA